Messenger RNA from Physcomitrium patens, 4920 nucleotides. RefSeq names its product F-box/kelch-repeat protein At5g15710. Gene Ontology annotation, molecular function: protein binding. The record is from RefSeq and is a predicted model, not a curated record. NCBI's taxonomy places the organism in Eukaryota, Viridiplantae, Streptophyta, Bryopsida, Funariales, Funariaceae.
GGGAUAGUUGUUGAUGUGGUGCCAUUCAUUGAUGAGAAUAUAGGGAGUGUUGCUUUGUUGAUGUGGUGCCAUUCAUUGUUGAUGAGAAUAUAGGGAGUGUUGCUUUGCUCCUGGGUAUUGUGGACGGCCUGAUGCUUUGUUGUAGAAGUUUUGUUUUUUCCUUUGGUGUCAUAGUAAGAAGAGCACGUAGUAGGAUGUCCCCGGAGUGAGCAUGUUGCGACUUGUCACCUUGGCAUGUAUCUAGUUCAUCAUCCUUUUCUUAACCGAAGGAGGUAAGUGUCAAGGCUUCUAUCAUUGUCAAGAAGCCAUUGGUGGUGGAGAAUCUUGGUUGUGGGGGUUCUUCGUCUAAUGCCCGUAAAACAAGUAAUUUGUCGGGUCUGGAGCUCAUGUGUGCUGCAUCAAUUCCACAGUGUUGUAUUUGCUCUAGGGAUGGUAUGAGCACACCAUACAGAGGCAGGAGUCUGCACAUCUAACUGUGGAAAUGUUUUGGUGAAUAAAGCACUGUCUCGUUGAAAGAACCCUCGUCAGGUUUUUCGCCAAGCCGUCAAGUGUAUGUACUGCAGUUCUUCGCAGAUGUUGAGCAAAAUAUCAUAGGUCGCAAAAUCAGUUGCCUCGAAAUGGCUUAUGUCACAAUGUUUGGUGUGAAGAAGAUCUAGGAUGCCUGGGAUAACACGUAAGUUGUUGCACCUCCACGUAGCACGUGAGCCUGGGGAAGGUGGUUGGUUGGCGCGGGGAAGGAGAGUUCUGCAAAUCUAAAACAAAUGAUAACAGACUAUAGGACUAAGCAGGUGCAAUAUGGAACUCUUGUCAAGUGGAGUGUUGCGCUUUCCUAGCUGCCAAUUGAUGGAUAACUUGCCUAGGUCCACUUGAGUCGUGUUAUCCACCAGUGUUUGAAAGGAAGAUGAUACUCUGAAUUCCACGACGUGUAGAAUUUGCUUAGUGUCUUUACUGGGUGAUUGCCUCACUUCAUUGUCCAUCAGCAAGAUGGUGUGUGUUUGUUGACGGUGACCUUCCAGUUUUAAUGACGCCGUUUGCUUCUAGCAUUCCGCAAGCUAGGAUAAAAUUGACGGUGGUGAUUGUUGGCGAUGAAAUUCUUCUAGAUUGAUGAGUUGCAGCACCGUCUCUAGAUGUAGUUUGGCGACUCGCUUCUUUGCCAUAUCGGAGCUCUCGGGUGGAGUAAUGAACUCGUCCUCAUCCACUCAAUGUGCCCUUUGAGCCUAUUGGGCUGAAUGGUCUUCACUUGUUCGCAUAUGAUUCAGUGUCUCCCAUACUGCCUGGCUGAUGCAAUCUAUGUUUGUCUCGUCCAACCAACGUCCUCAGUCCUUGACAUUCUUUCAAAAUCACAUAAUUCACCUUUCACAAGUACCCGGCGUCUCCAACAAAGACUUUGCCAGACGCUAAUCCCGUCGAGGUGAGAUAGUCAUGCUCAUGGUAAACCUUCUUGGGGAAGAGUUGUGGACAAGAACUCACACAAGGUGGUCGUGAGACUUGGUCAAGUUCAUUGGACCUAACACAUGCGGCCCUAGCCGCGCCGCUAACAACCCUAAACGUGACGCUGACAACCUAUGGACGCGACGCGGGGUCCCAUUGAUAUCCUCAACCUCAUGCAGGUAACCACUUAGAUGGACUCCCAAAUACCAACUGUGGCAGGUUUUAAUUUCUUGUUUCAUAAUGGAAUAACAUCAGAGAUUAGUCGUGCCCUCCGCCUAAGGGGGAGGAUCACCCCAUAUGAUAGGUGGAAACAGGAAAACGGCCAAGCCUAAUUCUUAUCCCUACAAUUGGUGGCUGAGGAAUGAUGUCAUUCGAUAAAAAGCACUGUGAGGUUUUGUAUACAUGGCAAGCAUGAUUCGUGAUAACAGUCACUCCGACUGUCAUUGAAAUGUGUUCGUUUCAAAUCGUUCUGCGCCUUCAGCAUUCAUAAUUACCGCAGUCAUCUCAACACUUCAUGAAUGCAUGCCGACCUUGAGUUCUCUUAUUCGAAGACCGGAAUUACAACAGCAUUCCAGUCCACGAAUUUUCAUUUGGAUUGCACAUUGGAUCAGGUCUUGAAUUUGUUCCUUGCAAGGAGAAACAGACGGGGCAGGCAGUAUUAUUGAAUAUCACAUCAAAAGAGUGCAAUUUCCAGUUGUGCUGAUCGCAAGUGCCACGUUCCUAUGAAGAUGUGGUAAAGGAUCCUCACAGGGUUUUUUGAAGUUGCGAAUGACUUUUUAGUAAUCACCUAAAAAAUUCGUAGAGUCUAGAUUAACAGCUCUUUGACAUCAUUUCUACCACAGGAACUGUAGUCUCCUUGGAAUUUCAAGAACAAGGUAUUGAGUUCUGCAGUAAAGAUAAGGUUGGUUGAAUUCUUCCAUAGAAGUGCGUACCAUGCAGAUUGUUGGCUGGGAAUGCUUAACAUUUUCAUUGAAUUCAAUCAGAGUAGCUCGAAAUUGCGCUGAGAUCGAUAGCAAGUCUCUUCAACUUAGAGAUCUCACGUCUGGAAACCUAAAUUAGUUGUUAAUGAGUAAUUGGGUCAUCCUUCACAUCAACCAUGAUCAUGUAACUGCCAUUUGCACCCUUUUGAUUGCACCUAUUCGUCUCCCAUCUGCCUCUCUCUCAUCUAAGAGUGCGACCUUUCGCCAUCCCUUUCGACGCGCCUGCAUCACUCUCCUAAAAAAUUCUUUCUCUAUCAACGCCGCAUCGACAGUUGCGAAUCGCUACGCAAGGCCACCGAGCGAAAGUGAGCGCAAACGGUCUCUCGAUUGAGUGAUGUCAAUGUUUCGGACAUUAUUACCGUUGGCUGAAUUAAGCACGAGAAGUCGAUGAAGACGAAUCCCCAUGGUGCCAGUCGCAAUGCAGACACAGUCGUUCCGGCGCCGACUUGGCACACCUGAAAUUUGCGUUGCACGAGGAGCAAGGAAGAAGUGCAGGGCCAGACCGGCUAGAAAUCGAAAGAGGAGGAAUGCUUCACAGAUUCUCGAAUGCUUUAGAAAUGCUCCAGGAAUGACAACAGGCAUUUGCUAAGCGCAAUAAAAUAAAAAUAAAAAUUGACCACAGGAUAAUAAAGCUGAGAUGGUGCUAGCAUCACCACUUCAAGCAUUUCCCUACACAAUGUGAGGCGCUUGAGUAUGGAAACAAUCCUUCACUCUUGUGGCACUGACAUGAAGGAAACGUAGAACAUGGAAGCGUGUUCAUCUAUUGCGGUGUAACAACAUGAGUAGUACAUCGCAAGGAUUGUGUCUUGAAGAUAGCGGCCAUGAACGAACAUCACUUGAGCAAGUGGCAGCUAUCGCAGUCGCAGACGAGGGACUAGGAGAAGGCUAUGCAGCCGCGGCAGCGACCACGCAGAUGGAAUCUGAGCAGGGAGACUCGUCCAUACAACUCGAUGGAGAGCUGUGGGGAUCGCUUCCCGAGGACUUGCAGGACCGGAUUCUGGCUUGGCUGCCAUUCACCGCUUUUGCACGAGCUAGCACCGUCUGUAAACGGUGGAACUCUGUUAUGUACUCCCAUAGUUUCCUGGAAAUGUAUCAGCGAGUGCCAUCACCAGAGCCAUGUUUCUUGAUGUUUGAGGCCAAGGAUCGCAGUAUGUGCUCUGUGUAUAACCCUGCGUCCAAUCGCUGGCACCGGAUUCCCUUCACCUUUUUUCACUAUGAGACUAAGUUCCCUUGCGCCGCUGCCGGGGGUCUGCUUUGUUUUUGUGGCGUGAGUGCCUACCCCAGCUUGUCGGUGUGCAACCCCUUGACUCGCAGAUGGCGAGAGCUGCCCCCCAUGUUGCACAAGCGGUUCCCGAAUCUCGUCGGUAUGGUGGUCGAACCACAGACACGAGCAUACAAGAUCGUGGUGGCUGGGGACUACUACGAGGACAACGUGAGGACGGAGGUUUACGACUCCACGUCGAACACCUGGCGCAUAACAGGGAACCACUUGCCAAUAGCAAACUACACCCUCCGCAACGCAUUCUGCAACGGCUUCCACUUCUGGGUCACCCGUGACCCAUACGGAGUCAUCGCGUUCAACAUGCAACACGGAGUCUGGAGUGUGGUCAGGGCUCCCAUGCCAUCCUUUCUCACUUCACCGCACCUGGUGGGAUGCCAGCGGCGUCUGCUCAUGGUCGGAGGGCUGAAGAAACGCACCUCCCCGAAGAAUAUCCGGAUCUGGGAGCUGGAGCAGAGCACCAUGAUGUGGGUGGAAGUAGUGCGGAUGCCGCACACGUUGUGCAAGCACUUCCUCAAGGACUCACGCAACGGGGACUUCAUGUGCGUGGGCCACAACAACCUGAUCUGCAUCACCAGCUACAAGUGCCCGCUUGCUCUGAUCUACGACUUCUCCAAGCGGUCCUGGCGAUGGGUACCCAGCUGCCCUUUACUCACAGACAUCGAAGACUACAGGUCCACAAUUGGGUUCCCGUUCAGUCCUCGGCUCGAUGCUGCGGUUUAAUCCGGCGCCACUCCGGUCAAUUUGUAUAGAUUCUGCAACAGCACUUGCUCGGUGCCUGACACACCGACACCGCACCGCAUCUCCGUGUCCACUCGGCUACCCUUCACCACCAUCAACACCAAAUCAAACCAAAUUCUCCUGUUGGAACACACGAUUCUUUUUCUUUCGAAGUGUCAGAUUGGGUGCUCUUUGCUGGUUCUACUCGCCGCUGUGUGGUGCAACUUUGCAGUCCCUGGUUCAUUGAAUGCUUCGACAUAACUUGCUUAUGCUUCAUACUGAUCUAAUCCAGUUGUGUCUGAGAGAACAAGUUUCUUGGCUUCUUAACAAAACAAAGCCUGGCUUGCUCUGUGAAUAAAGUGAUAGAAGAUGAGAUUGUUUGAUGUUCGGCUCAAGCAGUUUCUGUGUUUGUGAUGAGAGGUCAAUUGUGGGUCAAAAUCAACGAUUUGUUUUUGUGGCGAGGUAUGUUUGAUUGUUAUUAUAACGUAUUUGAGUCUACUUUGGAUGGGA